Dendrobium catenatum is the source of this 5292-nucleotide messenger RNA. RefSeq names its product myosin-17. Lineage: Eukaryota; Viridiplantae; Streptophyta; Magnoliopsida; Asparagales; Orchidaceae. The transcript is spliced from 39 exons. The record is from RefSeq and is a predicted model, not a curated record. Gene Ontology annotation, biological process: vesicle transport along actin filament; actin filament organization. Gene Ontology annotation, molecular function: microfilament motor activity; actin filament binding; ATP binding. Gene Ontology annotation, cellular component: actin cytoskeleton; myosin complex; vesicle. Bases 330 to 4922 code for a protein of 1530 amino acids.
ACACCACGACCGUCCUUUUAUCUUUUUACCGGAGCUGGGCCGGAGGUGCUGCGAAGAAGCGUUGUUUGGUGUGCAGGCACGAGGAGCUCAGCUAGAGAGAGAGAAACCCCAAGACAGGGACAAAGAGAGAGAAGGAGAGACAGAGGAUUUUUUCUAGAUAAUUACCAACAAGGGAAGGUUUCCGGGUCUUCAAUCGAGAGCUCCACGGCGGUUUCUGUGACAUCGGUAGCUCCCGAUCUCUGAUUUCGAAGAUCGUUAUCGCCGCGGAGGCGGCGGAAAAUCGGGUUUUAAAAUCCCAAUUAGGGUCACAGGCAUAGGUCGUAUGAUCUAUGGCAACUCCAGGCAACAUCGUUGUUGGUACUCAUGUAUGGGUCGAAGAUCCAGUUUUGGCUUGGAUUGAUGGGGAGGUUGUCCAGAUAAAGGGCAAUGAAAUCCACGUGCGCACAAUAAAGGGAAAAAUGGUUGUUGCAAAUGUAUCAAAGGUAUUUCCCAAGGAUACAGAAGCUCCGCCUGGAGGAGUGGAUGAUAUGACACGAUUAUCAUAUUUGCAUGAACCUGGUGUGCUUCAAAAUCUUGCCGCAAGAUAUGAACUCAAUGAGAUUUAUACAUAUACUGGCAAUAUCUUAAUUGCAGUAAACCCUUUUCAAAGGUUGCCACAUCUUUAUGACACCCACAUGAUGGGGCAGUAUAAAGGUGCAGGAUUUGGAGAGCUAAGCCCCCAUGUUUUCGCAGUUGCAGAUGUUGCUUACAGGGCAAUGAUUAAUGAAGGAAGGAGCAAUUCCAUUUUGGUCAGUGGUGAAAGUGGCGCUGGUAAAACGGAAACAACAAAGAUGCUUAUGAGAUACCUUGCUUAUUUGGGUGGUCGCUCUGGAAUAGAAGGGAGAACGGUUGAACAACAAGUUUUGGAAUCCAACCCCGUCCUUGAAGCAUUUGGGAAUGCAAAAACUGUUAGAAAUAAUAACUCAAGUCGCUUUGGCAAGUUCGUUGAAAUACAGUUUGACAAGAGUGGAAGGAUAUCAGGUGCUGCUAUAAGGACCUACUUGCUUGAAAGAUCACGUGUUUGCCAAAUUAACACUCCGGAAAGGAAUUACCACUGCUUUUACCUUCUUUGUGCAGCUCCUCAAGAGGUAAAAGAUAAAUACAAGUUGGGAAAUCCACAAUCAUUUCACUAUCUAAAUCAGUCUGAUUGUUAUGAAUUGGAUGGAGUUGAUGAUUCUCUUGAAUAUCUUGCUACAAUAAGGGCUAUGGAUAUAGUUGGAAUCAGUGAGAGCGAACAGGAAGCAAUAUUCAGAGUUGUAGCUGCUAUUCUUCAUAUAGGCAAUAUUGAUUUUGCAAAAGGAGAGGAAAUAGAUUCUUCUGUCAUCAAGGAUGAAAAGUCUAGGUUUCAUCUUAAGACAGCGUCUGAACUUCUGAUGUGUGAUGUUCAGGGACUGGAAGAUGCACUUAUUAGGCGCGUGAUGGUGACACCAGAAGAAAUUAUCACGAGAACUCUCGACCCGGCUUCUGCAAUUGUCAGUAGGGAUGGUUUGGCAAAGACUUUAUAUUGUCGCCUGUUCGAUUGGUUAGUGGAAAAGAUCAAUGUUUCUAUUGGGCAGGAUCCAAAUUCAAAGUCUCUGAUUGGAGUCCUUGAUAUUUAUGGUUUUGAGAGUUUUAAGUGCAACAGUUUUGAACAAUUCUGUAUCAAUUUUACAAAUGAGAAGUUGCAACAACAUUUUAACCAGCAUGUCUUCAAAAUGGAGCAGGAAGAGUACACGAAAGAAGAAAUAAACUGGAGCUACAUUGAGUUUAUAGAUAACCAAGACGUGCUAGACUUGAUUGAGAAGAAACCUGGUGGUAUCAUAGCACUUCUUGAUGAAGCCUGCAUGUUUCCUAGGUCAACUCAUGAAACAUUUGCUCAAAAGUUAUAUCAAACUUUUAAAAAUAACAAGCGUUUUUUGAAGCCGAAGCUGUCCCGCACAGAUUUUACAAUAUGUCAUUAUGCUGGGGAGGUAGCAUAUCAAGCUGAUCAUUUCUUAGACAAGAACAAAGACUAUGUGGUAGCAGAACAUCAGGAUUUGUUAAGUCCUUCAAAAUGCCCUUUUGUUGCGGGGUUAUUUCCAGCUCUUCCUGAAGAAACAUCGAAAUCCUCCAAAUUUUCUUCCAUUGGAUCACGUUUUAAGCUUCAACUACAAGCACUGAUGGAAACCUUAAGCUCAACGGAGCCUCAUUACAUCAGAUGUGUGAAGCCCAACAAUACCCUUAAACCUUCAAUCUUUGAGAACAUGAAUGUUAUUCAACAGCUACGUUGUGGUGGUGUACUUGAGGCAAUUAGGAUCAGCUGUGCUGGAUAUCCAACUAGAAAGACAUUUUAUGAAUUCCUACAUCGUUUUAGUGUUCUUUCCCCUGAAGUUUUAGAUGGGAACUCUGAUGACAAGGUUGCAUGCCAAAAGAUUCUCGAUAAACUGGGCCUAAAAGGUUAUCAGAUAGGGAAGAACAAGGUGUUCCUGAGAGCUGGGCAGAUGGCAGAACUUGAUGCAAGAAGAUCUGAAGUUCUUGGAAGAGCGGCCAAAACUAUUCAAAGACAAAUUCGUACACAUAUUGCUCGCAAGGAAUUCCUUCGGCUACGCAGUGCUGCUAUAAAUUUGCAGUCUUUUUGGAGAGCUGAACUUGCUCGUAAAUUGUAUGAAUGCAUGAGACAAGAGGCAGCUGCCAUAAAAAUUCAGAAGAAUCUGCGGCGAUAUAUUGCCAGGAAAUCCUACAAAAGACUUCGUUAUUCUGCAAUUAUGCUGCAAACAGGCUUAAGGGCAAUGAAUGCUCGCGAUGCAUUUAGAUACAGAAAGCAAACUAAAACGGCAAUAAUUAUCCAGGCCAAAUGGAAAUCUCACAGAGAUUAUGUGUACUACAAAAAUCUGAAGAAGGCAACCAUAACCUAUCAAUGUGCAUGGAGACAACGACUGGCGAGGAGAGAACUCAGAAAGCUGAAGAUGGCUGCAAGAGAGACUGGUGCCCUUAAAGAGGCAAAAGACAAACUGGAAAAACGUGUGGAGGAAUUAACAUGGCGUCUACAAUUAGAAAAGAGACUAAGAAUUGAUCUAGAAGAAGCAAAAGCCCAAGAAAUUUCUAAGCUGCAGGAUGCUUUGCAUGAGAUGCAGCAACAAGUAGAAGAAGCGAAUUCCAUGAUUAUCAAGGAAAGAGAGGCUUCUCGAAAGGCCAUUGAAGAAGCGCCACCAGUUAUUAAGGAAACCCCUGUUAUAGUUCAAGAUGUAGAAAAGAUUAGUUCAUUGACAGCUGAAGUUGAGCACUUUAAGGCUUUGCUGGUCUCUGAGCAGCACACAAGUGAUGCAGCCAAAAAAGCUGCAGCUGAAGCUCAAAAUAGAAAUGUUGAGCUCUUGAAAAAACUUGAAGAUGCCAAUACCAAAGUUGAUCAACUUCAAGAUUCUUCGCAAAGGCUGGAAGAGAAGCUCUCCAAUCUUGAAUCUGAGAACCAAGUACUUCGCCAACAGGCACUUACAAUUUCACCCACAGGCAGAUCUUUGUCUGCACGCUCAAGAACAAUGAUCAUCCCAAGAACUCCAGAGAAUGGAAAUUUAUUUAAUGGUGAAACAAAAUUAGCAUUGGAUAUGACUCCGGCUGUAGGCAAUGCCAAAGAACCUGAAAGCGAAGAGAAGCCCCAAAAAUCUCUGAAUGAGAAGCAACAGGAAUAUCAGGACUUACUGAUUAGGUGUAUCACGCAAGAUCUUGGAUUCUCUAGUGGAAAGCCUAUUGCUGCCUGUCUUAUAUAUAAGUGCCUUCUGCAGUGGAGAUCAUUUGAAGUUGAGAGAACAACUAUUUUUGACAGGAUUAUCCAAAAUAUAAGCUCUGCCGUGGAGGGACAAGACAACAACGACAUUCUUUGUUACUGGUUAUCAAACUGUUCAACAUUGUUGUUACUUCUUCAACGAACACUAAAAGCUAGUGGUGCUGCAAGCCUUACACCACAGAGGAGGAGAACGCCAUCAUCUUCUUUGUUUGGAAGAAUGUCUCAUGGACUCCGAGCUUCUCCACAGACUACUGGGCUUCCUUUCUUUAAUGGAAGGAUGGUUAAUGGGCUUGAUUUGCGUCAAGUAGAAGCAAAAUACCCAGCUUUGCUCUUUAAGCAACAGCUGACAGCUUUCUUGGAGAAAAUCUAUGGAAUGAUAAGAGAUAACUUGAAGAAGGAAAUAUCACCAUUGCUUGGCUUGUGUAUUCAGGCACCAAGAACAUCCAGGGCAAGUUUAGUGAAAGGAUCACGAUCUCAAGCAAAUGCCAUGGCUCAGCAAGCUCUGAUUGCACACUGGCGAAGCAUCGUCAAAAGCUUGGAUAGCUAUUUGAAAGCAUUGAAAGCAAAUUAUGUUCCUCCAUUUCUAGUCCGUAAGGUGUUCAUUCAGACAUUUUCAUUCAUCAAUGUGCAGUUAUUCAACAGCCUUCUUCUCCGGAGAGAAUGUUGCUCAUUUAGCAACGGCGAAUAUGUAAAAGCAGGACUAGCUGAGCUAGAACAGUGGUGUUAUGCUGCAACCGAAGAGUAUGCAGGUUCAGCCUGGGAUGAAUUGAAGCAUAUCAGGCAGGCAGUUGGGUUUUUGGUAAUACAUCAGAAGCCAAAGAAGACAUUGAAAGAGAUAACCAAUGACCUUUGCCCAGUACUAAGCAUACAACAAUUGUAUAGAAUCAGUACUAUGUACUGGGAUGACAAGUAUGGCACACACAGUGUGUCUUCAGAGGUGAUUUCAAGUAUGCGGGUUUUAAUGACCGAAGACUCGAACAAUUCAGUUAGCAGUUCCUUCUUGCUGGAUGAUGAUUCCAGCAUUCCAUUCUCUGUGGAUGAUAUCUCCAAAUCCAUGGAACAAAUUGACACUUCGGAUGUUGACCCGCCACCAAUGAUUCGUGAGAACUCAGGGUUUUCUUUCCUGCUCCAAAGGGCCGAAUGAAUGGAGUUCUUCUGCAAGUUCUGUUUCUCUGCAACUCCUCCACAACUUGUCUAUAAGUCUCCCCUUUUCCUUCUAUGUAAUUAUCAACCAUUCUAUUCUAUGAAGUUGGCUCCUCAUAUGAGAUUCAUAGGGUAUUUUUUUCCUCCUCCUUUUUGGUUUCCCCUUAGUGUUUUGAUUGUUUGAUUAAUUGAUUUUUUUUACCCCUUAUUCUAGAGUGUUCUAUUUAUGACCUAGGUUUUAAUUGUAAACCUGGUCUUGGUCUUGCUAUAGUGGUAAAGGCUUCUAUAAUUGUAAUAUUGUUUGGUUUUGAACAUCUUUUGUAUAAAGGUAAUGAUAAGCAUUAAUAUUAGUGACAUCUUUUUAAACCUGC